UGAUGUGCAACAUAAGCCAACCGUGGAGGAUGUUGUUGAUGAAGAAGAUCGCAAGCACCCUCCCCCAUCGUCUCCAGUGCAGGACCAAAAGGCCGAUGCUUCAUUGCAGAGCCCGGCACCCACGGAAGUCCCCGCCCCCAAGGCGGCUCCCAAGAAGGCCCCCGCUUUUGAUGUACAGUCAGAGGAGUUGUUUCCUGCCCUGGGGAGUGGCCCGAAGCCCAAAGUGCCUGCUGCAUCUGCAUGGGGCGCUAGAGGGCCUUCAGCGGCUGCCGCCGUUGCCAACGGCGUUCCUGGUGGGUCAGCGGCAGGUAGGCUUUCCUAUUCUCAUUCGCACAAAGCAUGAGAAGGCUGACCGGUGGUGAAAUAGCGCAAGGCCCUCGUAUCAUGAGCCUUCCUGGCAAACACGUCGAGCAGCUCCGGCUAGCGCCCUCCCAAAUGCUUCCUCGGGGGCAAUUAAAGAAACCGCUGCGCGAUAUUCUGCGCGAUAUCUCGAGACGGUCGAAGGCCAAUGUUGAUAUGCGAAAUGGCCCCGGUGGCUCAAUAAUCUUCGAGGGUAAGGGCUCUGUAGACGCUGUUAGACAAGCUCUGAAGGAGGUCGCACAGCAAGUCGGUUCCAAGCAAUCCGUACGUGUGCCAAUUCCUACCUCUGCCCGUCCUCACAUCAUCGGUCGACAAGGCGCUAUUGUACAGGAGAUGCAGCAGCGGACCGGCGCACGCGUGCAAGUUCCCCGCAUCGAUGAAUCUGCCGCAGGACAGGACGAUGAUGACAGCGAUACUAUUGAUGUCCUCAUUGAAGGUGAUGCUGUUGCAGCUGAAAUGGCUCGUCGGGAAAUUGAGGCCAUCGUGAAGGAGAGAACUUCGAACAUGAGCAUACGACUCAAAUCCAUCCCGCCUGAGUUCUUUCCUUUCAUCGCGGGACCGCAUAAUGCGUAUCUCAAAGAUAUUGAGCAGCGCACUCAAGCCCAGCUGCAUGUUCCUCGGUACGAUACGUGGCAAAGUCAGCCUCCGCCUGAGGAGGCUGAUCCUGGCCAUGUUCAGUUUGUGGCAGUCCCUGAGAAGCACAUUCACAUUAGUGGAGAGCGCGCUGCAGCACAGGAGGCCCGUGCUGAAAUUGAGAGACUUGCUGCCGACCUCCAGCGCAAACUGACUCUUCGUCAACUAGCAAUCAACCGUGGUCAGCAUCAAUUCAUCUUGGGUGACAACGCUGAUGCACUGCACGAAUUCCUUGCUGACACUGGCUGCGCAAUCGUUCUGCCACCUCCUUCGGAUGACAGUGAAUUCCUUACCAUUACUGGUCCAUUGGAUCGUAUUGAAAGUGGUAUUAAUCGGGCAAUGGACCUUGCCACAAGCAUGCAGAUGGCAAGCAUUGACCUCUCACGCCAGCACCCAAAUGCUCCCAGUGGACCACACGCCCACGCGCGUGCCCUUACACGCUACCUUAGACAACGACAGAUCAUCAAGGAAUUGGAGAGCAUGUACGAUGCUCGUAUUGCACUUCCACCAAGCUCCGAUGGCCCGGUCACUUGGGAGGUUUACUCUAGAGAUGGCAAGAACACUAUCCGUGCUCGAUCCGAUAUUAUGAACCUUGUUCAUGCCCAUCCUCCAGCAAGGAUUCGUCACCUUUCAAUUGACCCUUAUUUCCACCCUUACAUUCGUGAUCGGGCUAUUGCAAAGCUACAGGCCGAGUAUGGUGUACAUGUCCUGACUCCCGAAGAGCUUGACAGCCCGAAUGUGGUACUAAUUUACGAGGGACCGUCGGCUACCGCUUCUCAGUUCGAAGUCUCGCGUCAGCGACCAUCUGCUGCUGAGCUCGCCGCCUUCGAGAAGGCUCUCCAAGAAGCCCAGGAGUAUCUCUCUAGCACGUUGGGUGACCAAAACGAUAUUGUAGCAAAGUCUGUGAACGUGCCAGCCAAAUAUCAGGAGAAGGUUAGAAAGUUCAUUGCUCGGGAACAACAGGCAAAGGGUGAAGACUCCAUACCUGUUCGCGCACUCGUCACAGAGUCGAGCAGCCGUGGCGCCGAAAGCGAGAUCGCACUGCGCGGUCCAUCCCAUCUCGUGGAAGAGUUGAUUUCGCAACUGCAAGCAUUCGUCAAAGAACAAGAGAAAGAUGAUCUGGAGAGAGGGUACACAACCUCGUUCGAUUUCCCUCAAAAGUUCGCGAACAUCCUUAUCGGCAAGAAGGGUGAGAACAUCAACAAGCUCCGUGAGGAGUUUGAUGUUGAUAUUAAGGUGGAGAACGGCAAGGUUGAGGUCAAGGGACCCAAGGCUAAGGCUGAUGCUGCUAAGGCUAGGAUCAUCAAUAUGGGCAAGAAGCUGGAGGAUGAGACGACUCAUGUCCUGAAGAUCCCUGCCCAAUAUCACCGUGAGCUUAUCGGUCAGCAGGGAAGCCAAGUCAACAGGCUCCAGGAUCGUUAUAGCGUCCGAGUUCAGUUCCCUCGCGCUGCACCCAUCGGUGCAGACGACCAGUCUGUUGAAGCAUCUAGCGAGGCGGGCGGCUCUCGUCCCAACCGGCCUCAACAGGCAGCUGACGAAGUUAUUGUCAAGGGUCCUAGCAAGGGAGCUGACGCCACACGCGAUGAGCUCCUCAGCUUGCUGCAAUGGGUCAUUGAUCACUCUCACUCUGGGUCGGUGUCUGUUGCUCAAAGCCAAAUUCCGUCUUUGAUUGGCCAGCGCGGUCGUGAAAUGGACAAGCUCCGCGCCGAUACUGGUGCCCGAAUUGAUGUUCCCGGGGCCGAUGAUGUGCCAGAUGCUUCGGGCCGGGUGCAGAUUAUGAUUAAGGGAACGAAGAAGCAGGUCGAAGAGGCCAAGAAGAUCCUGGAACAACGGUCCAGGGAAUUUGAUGCUACUGUUACUAAGACUAUCGAAGUUGACAAGAAGCACCACAAAUCGCUGAUUGGUGGGGGUGGUGCGAACAUUCGUAAAAUUGUGGCUGAUGCUGGUGGCCCUACUGACGGGGGUGCAUCGCGCCUUGUUAGGUUCCCCCGCCCCGAAAGCAGUGACACUACUAUUAAACUUGAAGGGAACAGCCAAGUUGUUGACAAGAUUAUUGCUGCCAUUGAGGAGUUUGUGAAAGAGCGCGAAGAUCAGGUGACAGAGAACGUCGAAGUUCCUACUACUCAGCACCGGCUGCUCAUUGGACGCGGUGGUGAGACCAGGCGCGGCAUUGAGUCAAAGUUCAACAUCACGCUCGAUAUUCCAAAGCAAGGCUCUGGACGUUCUGAAAUCAAACUGAAGGGCCCUACCAACGCUGUCACAGAGGCCAAGGAACACAUCCUCUCUCUGCUCAAGGACCGGCAAGGGGAGACUAUCGAUGUCCCUACUCACUUGCAUCAUGCCAUUUCCGACAAUGGCUCUUUCUUCCGUCGCCUCCGUAAUGACUAUCAGGUGACCGUGGAUCAUGCUGGUCAGCAAGUUCCAUCCAAGCCUACCUCAGAGGACUCUCGUGGUGCGAUCAACGGAGGUUCAUCUCUACCAUUAAUCACCGAUGAGCCCAGCCAAGCCACCGAUGCUCACUCGUGGAAGGUGGUUGAAAAUGUUCCCGCAGCCAGCGACUCGACCCAACCCGCUACCAUUCCAUGGGUGUUAGCAGGCAGCCGUGACAAUAUCACGAGGGCCAAGGCAGCCCUGGAGAAGGCUAUUGCUAAUGCCUCACAACAAUCCGCGACUGGCUACUUGAUCCUGCCCGACCCGAAGACCUACCGCUUUGUUGUUGGACAGGGAGGUAGCCAGAUCAAUGCCAUUCGUAAGCAGACUGGCUGCCGAAUCAAUGUCCCCAAGGAUCAGGCCAAGGGUGAGGCGAUCGAGGUCAAGGGAAGCAAGGAAGGCCUGGAGCAAGCCAAGGAUAUGAUUCUGGAAGCUGUCCGGGCCGGACUCGAGGGUAGCACCAGGUAAUUCCCAGCCCAAAGCUGGUAGUGGAGUCUGAACAAUUUCACGUACUGGUGAUGAUUGCGAACAUAUUUGGGGUCCAAAAUUCUAUUCUUAUCGUGUCUUAUGUCUGAUAAAAAGAUUGUGUUAUAUACUAUUUUAUUAUUUGCAUCGGAGGCACUCGCCCAACUUGGAUAUUUCUGUAUUUAAACCAUUUCAUUCUCCCGGCAGUAUAUAUCUAUCUUUUGUGUAUAAGUGGUAAUAUGUUUUUUGGUUCUUUUUCGCAGUAAUACGUACGUAUCUGGUG
Aspergillus alliaceus is the source of this 4171-nucleotide messenger RNA. RefSeq names its product putative RNA binding effector protein Scp160. Gene Ontology annotation, biological process: nuclear division. Gene Ontology annotation, molecular function: mRNA binding. Gene Ontology annotation, cellular component: cytoplasm; nucleus. The record is from RefSeq and is a predicted model, not a curated record. The transcript has 3 exons. Bases 340 to 3891 code for a protein of 1183 amino acids. Lineage: Eukaryota; Fungi; Ascomycota; Eurotiomycetes; Eurotiales; Aspergillaceae.